AUGACAACAACGGAACCUACGAGAAUGUUUGCAGCGGCUGAUGCAUUCCAACUCGACAACGACCUGGUUUUCCCCGGCAUCGGACGGACCUCGAUUUUGGAAGCCUCACCUACACCCACGGACAACGGUAUCGUCGACAUCGUGGACCAAGCGGAUAUCAGCGGCGAAACCUUGUCGGCCGGUUUCCGCCUACGGGCCCUGAUCGGAAGGACGCGACACGCCUUUGUCUACUCCGUCGACCCCCACCGAGCGGGUGGGAAAGCGUCGAUUUCAAGCCCGCGCCUACGUCCUCGACGGCAUCUCGUCAAAGACUCGACGCUUCCGGCUGAGGAAUCGAUCGUCUUCAGGACCGACGAGAUCCAUACACCGGGCGAUGCCAGCCCAAAAUCGCCGGGGCCAAAUGGAAAGACGCCAAAGUCCGAGGCCCAGCGGGAGAAGGCGAGGAUAAAACAGAAGCAACGGCGAUUGAAUGCCAGGCUUCGCGCUCUUCCCGAAGGGGAGAUUAGCAAGAAUGAUCAAGACCCUACAUUUGAUCAAGAACCUACGCAUCAUCAAGACCCUACGCAUGAUCACAACCCUACGCAGGAUCAAGACCCUCCAGUUGAUCAAGCGGUCAGAAGCGACCAAGAGACCGAGCCUGAUAGGCACGCCCUUGUGGAAGUCUUAGAAACCGAACCCCCAUCUACCGCCGGUGACCCUAGCAGCCGACCCGGUAAACACGACCUCGACACCGAUGGGCGAGAUGAUGAUGGUGACCAGGAGAAGCAGGAACUUCAAGAGAGUUCUACCGUUUCUGGGGUACAGCAGGCCAGCGAUACUAUGCCGACAUUUGAUGGGGUUGGCCACGCGGCGGAAAUAGCCGAUUCACAAGAGGCUUUGAACCAAAAGCCUAUUUUAUCGGACAAGGCGAGCGGCAACGGCUCAAUAGACCCAGCCAAAGGAAAAGCUUUGAUUGUGUGGGGCGUUAUGCACUGUCUCGACGUGAUUCAGGGCUGGGGGCACCACCUCAAGAUAUAA
Messenger RNA from Parascedosporium putredinis, 1017 nucleotides. NCBI's taxonomy places the organism in Eukaryota, Fungi, Ascomycota, Sordariomycetes, Microascales, Microascaceae. The record is from the annotation of a GenBank genome assembly.